Molecule: messenger RNA, 2346 nt
Organism: Hemibagrus wyckioides
Lineage: Eukaryota; Metazoa; Chordata; Actinopteri; Siluriformes; Bagridae
Gene: stk17b
Product: serine/threonine kinase 17b (apoptosis-inducing)
Exons: 8
Coding region: 465-1520 (351 amino acids)
Biological process (GO): protein phosphorylation; positive regulation of apoptotic process; intracellular signal transduction
Cellular component (GO): nucleus
Molecular function (GO): protein serine/threonine kinase activity; ATP binding
Source: RefSeq, a predicted model, not a curated record
CCAGGAAGUGAGAAUGUGUCAUCUGUGCCAAGAAAAAAAAACGACAGCACUUUUCAAAUCCGUGAGAUCUGUGAGGGAGGGCGCUUAGGAUCAUCUCAGGGGGCAUUUGCGGGGCAAAAAUAACAAAAUCGCAUGAGUUAAAAGAGGAAAAGUGCACCAGAGGAACUCUCUAAGUUGGUGUGAUUAUCAGAUGUGUGGACAGAGCGCAGAGACCUGAGGGGACAGUAACUGUAACCGAGCAGAGGGCUGGGGUUUUUUGUUUUCCUUUCGUGGGACGGUGUGUCCAGGCUGUUGUUGUUAUCUGGUCAGGAAGUUUAUUUAUUUAUUGUUCUGUCCAAAAGAAGAGAUGCAAAAUGUUGUGGAUCUGCGCUUGAACGAGGAAGAGAUCCUGCUGAAAGCUGUUCCACUCGACCUGAGAUAGUUCACUCUUUCUGUUAGCUUUAGCUUCACUCAACGGCAGGCUGAUGGCCCGGAGGCGGUCGGAGGCUCGCGGCGGACUGCUGGCGGACAUCCAGACCGCGAUACUGACCGAACCGCUGGACUCUCUCUUCCACAUCACCGGCGAGCUCGGCAGGGGAAAGUUUGCAGUGGUGAAGAGGUGCGUGGAGAAGGUGACGGGUAAAGAGUUUGCGGCCAAGUUCGUGCGGAAGCGGCGGCGAGGCCGCGACUGCAGGGCAGAAGUGAUCCACGAGUUGGCGGUCCUGGAGACGGCCCGGAGCAACCCCCGCAUCAUCAACCUGCACGCAGCCUACGAGAACGAGCACGACAUCAUCCUGCUGCUCGAAUAUGCUGCAGGCGGUGAGAUAUUUGACCACUGCGUGUCUGACGAGCUGCUCUCCGAAGGUCAGAUCGUUCGCUUAAUCCGACAGAUUCUUGAAGGCAUCAAUCUGCUGCAUCAGAGCAACGUUGUCCACCUUGACUUGAAGCCACAGAACAUCCUGCUGACCAGCCUGAGUCCUCUGGGGGACAUUAAGAUUGUGGACUUUGGGCUGGCGCGUCGACUCGGCUCCGUCGGAGAGCUGCGAGAGAUCGUGGGUACACCUGAGUACGUAGCUCCAGAAAUCCUGAACUACGAGCCCAUCACGACAGCCACAGACCUCUGGAGCAUUGGUGUGAUCACAUACAUGCUGAUCACGGGAGAGUCUCCGUUCGCCGGCGAGGACAAGCAGCAGACCUUCCUGAACGUCUCGCAGGUGAACGUGGACUACAGCAAGGACGCAUUCUCUCGUGUAUCUGAACUCGCCGUCCAUUUCAUCCGAAAACUGCUGGUCAAAGCACCAGAAGAUCGCCCGAGCGCCGCUGACUGUCUGAGUCACCCAUGGCUGUGGCAGCAGUACCCAGGGGCCGAACCCUCUCUUCCACCAGCAGCCCCGCGGUUCCCCCGAGAGCGCAGCGGCGGUGCAAAGUGGGCGUCGGCUCCCGGGGACCUUGAGGACAAAGAGAACAUUCUGGAUUCACCGCAGUCCAAGAGGUUCCGCUUUGUGGACGACGCACACACGACGAGGGACAGCAGCAUCUGAACACGCGUUUUUCCGUCUGAAUUACUUCUGGGACCACACCAAAGAUGAUCUGCUAAAGCUAGAGCUUCCUGCUGCACAAUAACACGUAAUAAUGAUAAUAUCACUGUCUUCUUCUUCAGUCAUCUCAGAUAUUCGAGCAGCUCUUUUUGUUUUUCUUUUGUAUAUGGUUUUAUUAUGUGUUUGUGUUUUUAAUUUGCUCCAUUAUAUCUAUGUUAUUGUUUUGUUUUUUUUUUGGAAUAUUUAUUUGACACUGAGUUCCAGUAAGGUGCGUUAUUUUAAUGUAGGAUAAUUAGAAAAAAAAAAGGCCAACGGUUCCUCUAAACCAGCAAUCUUUUAAUAGUAGGGAUGUUGGGUUAAUUAAUCGUUUCUUAUUCAUUGUGAUCACUGAUUUUUUGGUGCUCCAAAUCACAAUAUGCUGGACUGCAGGGGCGAGCGAGCUUAUUAUGAAUAAACAGGGCACUGGAUCAGUUGGGGAUCGUUAGUAUUAGUAUUUAGUAAAUGGUAAAGAUUAAGGAUGAUAUUAUUCCAGCGUGUGUGUGUGCAUUGCCCUUUUUGGGGCAUGUUGCUCAACUUAAAAGUCACACACCGCACCCUGUAUUGCUCAUAUCUGUUUUUUAUGUCUGUCAUAUCUGUCAUAUGUGUUUUUUUUUGUUUUGUUUUGUUGUUUGUUUUUUUUGAGUAAUGUGCACUUCCCCAUAGUGACAGAUUUGGAAUACUGCCAUAAAGUACUUAACCCCUUGAGAUCUGUGUGCCUCGGUGAAAUAUGAAGGGAAGGAAGAGAGAAAAUCUUAUAUAUAUAUAUAUAUAUAUAUAUAUAUAUAUAUAU